AUGAAGUUGAACAUCAGCUACCCUGCCAAUGGCAGCCAGAAGCUCAUCGAUAUUGAGGAUGAGCGCAAGCUCCGUGUCUUCAUGGAGAAGCGCAUGGGCGCUGAGGUUCCUGGUGACUCCAUCGGCGAUGAGUUCAAGGGCUACAUCUUCCGCAUCACUGGUGGAAACGACAAGCAGGGUUUCCCCAUGAAGCAGGGUGUCAUGCACCCUACCCGUGUCCGCCUCCUCCUCUCCGAGGGCCACUCUUGCUACCGUCCCCGACGCACCGGCGAGCGCAAGCGAAAGUCUGUCCGUGGCUGCAUCGUCGGCAUGGAUCUCUCUGUCCUCGCCCUCAGCAUUGUCAAGCAGGGUGAUGCUGACAUCCCCGGCCUCACCGACGUCGUCCACCCCAAGCGUCUCGGCCCCAAGCGCGCCACCAAGAUCCGCAAGUUCUUCGGCCUCACCAAGGAUGACGAUGUCCGCAAGUACGUUAUCCGACGAGAGGUUCAGCCCAAGGGGGAGGGCAAGUCUCCUUACACCAAGGCUCCCCGCAUCCAGAGACUCGUCACCCCUCAACGUCUCCAGCACAAGCGUCACCGCGCUGCCCUCAAGCGCCGCCAGGCCGAGAAGGUCAAGGACGAGGCCAACGAGUACGCCCAGAUCCUUGCCAAGCGUGUUGCUGAGGCCAAGGCCAAUAAGGCCGAUGCCCGUAAGCGACGAGCAAGCUCUAUGCGCAAGUAG
Fusarium musae is the source of this 720-nucleotide messenger RNA. RefSeq lists its product as uncharacterized. Gene Ontology annotation, molecular function: structural constituent of ribosome. NCBI's taxonomy places the organism in Eukaryota, Fungi, Ascomycota, Sordariomycetes, Hypocreales, Nectriaceae. The record is from RefSeq and is a predicted model, not a curated record. Gene Ontology annotation, cellular component: ribosome. Bases 1 to 720 code for a protein of 239 amino acids. The transcript is spliced from 5 exons. Gene Ontology annotation, biological process: translation.